AACGUAAACACACAUACACACACCACAAAUGCGUGUGGUUGACCGCAACGGGCUCUCGGCUAUGAGUGAAGACACGCGCGGCACACCAAAGAAGCAGCACUACUGAAUCUGACGCUCGCUUUGUAGCAGGACGAAUCGAAAACCAUCCUACUUUCUCUCUCUCUCUCUUUUUCCCACCCUCUCUUUUCAGUUGUACUUAUGUGAACAGAGCUGGAGUAAAGGAAAUACCCCCCCCAUCUCUCUCUCUCUCUUUCUGUCUGCCCUGUGGUGGGAUAAACAGUGAAAAGAUGAGCCUGUGAUACAGCACCAGACCUGAGUGACCUGACAGCUCAAACUAAUCCUGUUCAGUCAAGAAGAAAUGCUGCCAGUUGAAGCCUAGUCUGUGAUAGUGGUGGAAAACAACCAGUCUACUUCCCGGAAGAAUACAAGACUUCUCUGAUCUGGUUCGUCGGACAGAGUGACUUGCCACGCUCCGACUGCCCCCUUCUCCCCACAGAAUCACACCUCUUUGGUUGCAGUGAGACCCCACCUGCUCAGCCACAGCUGUACAUGGAGACCCCCAGUUGGGCAGAAACCAAACCAGGAAACGGGUUGUGUAAAACGGGAAGCAUUGCUCUCUUUGGAAACGUAGUGUAUAGUGGGCUACUGAACGAUCACUUCUGGCAUUUCGGGGUGCCCCUUGUCACAAGACUGGGUAACCAGGAGGCCCCAGCUCCCCCAGAAGCCAUGGCUCAGCCGUACGCUCCAGCGCAGUAUCCUCCCCCUCCACCUCAAAAUGGGUUGCCUGGCGAAUACACCCACCCUGGGCAGGAUUACACGGGGCCCAGUCCGGUCCCUGAGCACGCCGCAGCCCUCACUAUCUACACACCCACACAGACACACAGCGAGCCACCUGGCACUGACAGCAGCACGCCGUCCCUCACAGGGACUAGCAGCAUACCACAAGUGGACGAUGUGGCGCAGACAGACGGCUCUCAGCAGCUUCAGCUCCAGCUCCAGCCCUCAGACUCUUCGGAGAAGCAGCAGCCCAAACGGUUACACGUCUCCAACAUUCCCUUCCGCUUCCGUGACCCAGACCUCCGGCAAAUGUUCGGGCAAUUUGGGAAAAUUUUGGAUGUGGAAAUUAUUUUUAACGAGCGGGGCUCUAAGGGUUUUGGUUUUGUAACUUUUGAAACAAGCGCAGAUGCAGACCACGCACGGGAGAAAUUAAACGGUACAAUCGUAGAGGGACGCAAAAUUGAGGUAAAUAAUGCAACGGCACGAGUAAUGACAAACAAAAAAGUGGCCAACCCAUAUACAAACGGCUGGAAGCUGAAUCCAGUGAUGGGAGCUGUCUAUGGUCCUGAAUUUUAUGCAGUGACAGGCUUCCCCUAUCCGACCACAGGGGCGACUGUGGCUUACAGGGGUGCCCACUUGAGAGGCAGAGGUCGUGCCGUCUACAACACGUUCCGCGCCGUGCCUCCACCCCCUCCCAUUCCUGCUUACGGCGCUGUGGUUUACCAAGAUGGCUUCUACGGUGCUGAGAUCUAUGGUGGCUAUGCAGCAUACAGAUAUGCCCAACCAGCCGCAGCAGCUGCAGCGGCCUACAGUGACAGCUAUGGCAGAGUCUAUGCAACAGCAGACCCUUAUCACCACACGAUUGGACCUGCAGCCACGUACAGCGUGGGCACUAUGUAAAUAUAAAGAAAGAAGACAAUGGAGAAGAGCAUCAGCUAAAAAGGAACAAAGAGGACAAAGGAUGAAAAGUGUCAAUGAAAAAAAAACAUACGAAAAGAAGUUAAGAGGAAAUCCUUACACCGAGGCUGUCAGGAGAAGGCAUUAUAUAUCUCUGUGGGGAUGUGAGACUGACGCAGUCAAGCUGUGGAUGAAAAGAGGGGCUUAGCUUUCACCUGGGACAGCCUUUCGGGGUUGAGGAGAAGAGGAGAGGUCGUCAUAAAACUUUUUAUUUUUCUAAACUUUUUUAAGUUUAUGGUUUCAAAAA
Sinocyclocheilus anshuiensis is the source of this 1981-nucleotide messenger RNA. Its product is annotated as RNA binding protein fox-1 homolog 3-like. Gene Ontology annotation, cellular component: cytoplasm; nucleus. The record is from RefSeq and is a predicted model, not a curated record. Gene Ontology annotation, molecular function: mRNA binding. The transcript is spliced from 16 exons. Bases 550 to 1677 code for a protein of 375 amino acids. Lineage: Eukaryota; Metazoa; Chordata; Actinopteri; Cypriniformes; Cyprinidae. Gene Ontology annotation, biological process: regulation of alternative mRNA splicing, via spliceosome; nervous system development.